Messenger RNA from Pteronotus mesoamericanus, 5132 nucleotides. RefSeq names its product PTPRF interacting protein alpha 4 (gene PPFIA4). Gene Ontology annotation, molecular function: protein binding. The record is from RefSeq and is a predicted model, not a curated record. Gene Ontology annotation, biological process: synapse organization. The transcript is spliced from 30 exons. Gene Ontology annotation, cellular component: presynaptic active zone. NCBI's taxonomy places the organism in Eukaryota, Metazoa, Chordata, Mammalia, Chiroptera, Mormoopidae. The coding region runs from base 481 to 4044 and encodes 1187 amino acids.
CGCUGGCUGGGGACGCGCGGGGUCUCCGCAGUGCCGGCUGCUCCGUGCGGAGCUGCUCUGCCGGCGUUUGGUCUUCGCGGACUGCGGGCAGACCACUGCCCGCCGGAACCAUGGAUGUCGCUGGACCCAGCUGGGCCUCGGCUGGGCUCUGGUGCUCCGUCUAAGCAAAGGGCCCACUUCCAGCACCCUCCCCCCGCCGCCUGCCAUGGCCACACUCGGCUGCUGCCCGCCUGCCUGUGGACAGAGGGCGCCCAGCCCCAGGCCUGACCGGUUAAGCCAGGUCCUCAGGCUCCGUUCCACAGGGGUGCUUCGGGCACCUGGCCCCGUUCCGAGCAAAAGCAACUGAUGCCAUGGAAGAAGCCCGCCCACACGUUCGCCCGGCACUGCCCACCCUGAGACCCGCGUGCCAGGGCCCCCGGGAGGUGCCAGUCCUGUGACCCCUCCCGUCCCCCACGGGAGACGGCCCUGCCCACCCCCACCAUGUGUGAGGUGAUGCCCACGAUCAAUGAGGGAGACCCCCUGGGCCCCCCCCACGGCGCCGACGCGGACGCCAACUUCGAGCAGCUGAUGGUGAACAUGCUGGACGAGCGGGAGAAGCUGCUGGAGUCCCUUCGCGAGAGUCAGGAGACCUUGGCGGCCACGCAGGGCCGGCUGCAGGACGCCCUGCACGAGCGCGACCAGCUGCAGCGCCACCUGAACUCCGCCCUCCCCCAGGAAUUUGCCACCUUAACCCGGGAGCUGAGCCUGUGUCGGGAGCAGCUUCUGGAGCGAGAGGAGGAGAUAUCGGAGCUGAAAGCGGAGCGGAACAACACGAGGCUGCUCCUGGAGCACCUGGAGUGCCUGGUCUCCCGCCACGAGCGGUCCCUGCGGGUGACGGUGGUGAAGCGCCAGGCCCAGUCGCCGUCGGGCGUCUCCAGCGAGGUGGAGGUGCUGAAGGCCCUCAAGUCGCUGUUUGAGCACCACAAGGCCCUGGAUGAGAAGGUGCGGGAGCGGCUCCGGGCGGCGCUGGAGCGAGUCUCCACCUUGGAGGAGCAGCUGGCAGGCGCCCACCAGCAGGUGUCCACCCUGCGGCAGGGGGCGGGGCUUCGGGAUGGAGCCGCCGAAGAGGAAGGGGCUGCGGAGCUGGGCCUGCGACGCCUGUGGCAGGACGACGCGGUUCGGCUGGAGGAGCUGCAGGAGCUGCUGGAGAAGCAGAGCUUGGAGCUGGGCCAGGCCCGGGAGCGGCUGGCCACUCUGACAGCGGCGGUGGCCGAGCUGGAGGGGGACCUGGGCACCGCCCGCCGGGACCUCCUCAAGUCGGAGGAGCGGAGCAGCAAGCACCAGCGGGACCUGCGGGAGGCCCUGGCCCAGAAGGAGGACAUGGAGGAGCGCAUCACCACGCUGGAGAGGCGCUACUUGGCUGCUCAGCGCGAGGCCACAUCCAUCCACGACCUCAACGACAAACUGGAGAAUGAGCUGGCCAACAAGGAGUCCCUGCACCGCCAGUGCGAGGAGAAGGCGCGGCACCUGCAGGAGCUGCUGGAGGUGGCGGAGCAGAAGCUGCAGCAGACGCUGCGGAGGGCGGAGACGCUGCCGGAGGUGGAGGCUGAGCUGGCGCAGCGGAUCGCAGCCCUCAGCAAGGCCGAGGAGCGGCACGGCAACAUCGAGGAGCACCUGCGGCAGCUGGAGGGCCAGCUGGAGGAGAAGAACCAGGAGCUGGCAAGGGUGCGCCAGCGGGAGAAGAUGAAUGAGGACCACAACAAGCGGCUGUCGGACACCGUGCACCGGCUGCUGAGCGAGUCCAGCGAGCGCCUGCAGCUGCACCUCGAGGAGCGCAUGGCGGCCCUGGGGGAGAAGAACUCUCUGAUGCAGGAGCUGGAGAGCUCCCAGCGGCAGGUCGAGGAGCAGCAGCACCACAAGGGCCGCCUGCGCGAGGAGGUGGAGAAGCUGCGCCAGGAGGUGGACCAGCUGAAGGGCCGCGGGGGGCCGUGUGCAGACGGCGUCCAGGCCAGGUCGCACACAGGCAGCGCAGUGGACCUGCGGUUCUCACGGGGCACAGCCGCCCCGGGCCUGCGACGCCGCCGCUCACUGCGGGAAGGGCCCGCCAAGGACUGGGAGCCGUGCCCGCUGCCCGGCGUGCUGGCCCCCACGGCCACCCCCGCCUUUGACAGCGACCCCGAGGUCCCCGACGUGGGCGAGGACGGGCCUGGGGGCCUGGGGGGCCCCGUGGACGUCGUCUCCCCCGGCAGCCGCUCCGACGCACAGACGCUGGCCCUGAUGCUGCAGGAGCAGCUGGACGCGAUCAACGAGGAGAUCAGGAUGAUCCAGGAGGAGAAGGAGUCCACGGAGCUCCGCGCCGAGGAGCUGGAGACACGCGUGACGAGCGGCAGCAUGGAGGCCCUCGACCGGCCGCAGCUGCACGGGCGCGGCCCCCUCCCCACCUCCCUGACGGCCCUGUCGCUGGCCAGCGGGGCCCCCGCAGCUGUCGGCCGCCCCGCUCGUACAGGCCCCUCCCGCAGUGCUGCCCAGGGCCUGGACCGGAUGGGGGUCAUGACUCUGCCCAGUGACCUCAGGAAGCACAGGAGGAAGCUGCAGUCACCAGUGUCUCGGGAACAGAACCGAGAGGAUAAAGCCACCAUAAAAUGUGAGACUUCUCCUCCUUCCUCACCCAGGAUGCUGCGGCUUGAGAAGCUAGGCCACCCAGCCCUGAGCCAGGAGGAAGGCAAGAGCGCGGUGGAGGAGCCGGGCAGCAACCCCAGCAGCAGCAGCAGCAGCCAGGACUCCUUGCACAAGGGCGCCAAGCGCAGGGGCAUCAAGUCGUCCAUCGGCCGCCUGUUUGGGAAGAAGGACAAGGGCCGGCUGAUCCAGCCGAGCCGGGACGGAGCCACGGGCCAAGUUAUACUGAUUGACUCUGAGCUCGAGCCCCCGGGGACGGCCAAGCUGGGGGCCCAGGCGGAGAAGGACUGGCGGCUGCAGAAGAAGCACCAGCUGCUGGAAGACGCCCGCAGGCGAGGGACACCCUUCGCUCAGUGGGACGGCCCCACGGUGGUCUCCUGGCUGGAGCUCUGGGUGGGCAUGCCGGCCUGGUACGUGGCGGCCUGCCGGGCCAACGUCAAGAGCGGCGCCAUCAUGUCAGCGCUGUCGGACACGGAGAUCCAGCGCGAGAUCGGCAUCAGCAACGCCCUGCACCGGCUCAAGCUGCGGCUGGCCAUCCAGGAGAUGGUAUCGCUGACCAGCCCCUCGGCCCCGCCCACCUCCAGGACCUCCUCUGGGAACGUCUGGGUCACCCAUGAAGAGAUGGAAACUCUGGCAACAUCCACUAAAACAGACAGCCAGGAGGGCAGCUGGGCUCAGACGCUGGCCUACGGCGACAUGAACCACGAGUGGGUCGGCAACGACUGGCUGCCCAGCCUGGGCCUGCCCCAGUACCGCAGCCACUUCAUGGAGUGCCUGGUGGACGCGCGCAUGCUGGACCACCUGACCAAGAGGGACCUGCGGGUGCACCUGAAGAUGGUGGACAGCUUCCACCGAACCAGCCUGCAGUACGGCAUCAUGUGCCUGAAGAGACUCAAUUACGACCGGAAGGAGCUGGAGAGGCGGCGAGAGGAGAGCCAGCACGAGAUCAAGGAUGUGCUGGUCUGGACCAACGAGCAGGUGGUUCGCUGGGUGCAGUCCAUCGGGCUGCGGGACUACGCGGGGAGCCUGCAGGAGAGCGGCGUGCACGGCGCGCUGCUGGCCCUGGACGAGAACUUCGACCACAGCGCGCUGGCCCUGCUGCUGCAGAUCCCCACGCAGAACACCCAGGCCCGCCAGGUGAUGGAGAGAGAGUUCAGCAACCUGCUGGCCUUGGGCACAGACCGGAAGCUGGAUGACGGGGAGGACCGGGUGUUCCGCCGCGCACCCUCCUGGAGGAAGCGCUUCCGGCCACGGGACCCCCCCAGCGGCGCACUCGGCGCGCCCCCCCUGGGGCCCCUGCAGCCUCCGCCAGGCCCCCCGAGGAAGGUCACGCCCGAAGCGCACUCCCACUAUCUCUAUGGACACAUGCUCUCCGCCUUCCGGGACUAGCCACGGCCCCAGGCCCCACGGGCUCGCCCGCCCGGACCCUCCUGCCCGACACCUCCUCCCACGGCUCCCAGACCCCAAGCGACGCCAGCUGCCCUGGACCUCGGAGCAGACGCGUGCACGCCCCGGCAGCCCACGCCACAGCGCCGCCCGCGUCCUUUGUCCGUCUCCGUGGAUGUGGCUGCGUCUCCUGGCGACGGGCAGAUCCUGCCAGAGGCAGAGGACAACCCCCUGGCUGGUGUGACUCCUUGACCCUGCCUGGUCCUGGUCCUGGUCCUCGUCCUCUGCGGGACGGCGAUGCGGGCCAGGGGCGGCCUUGCCAAGGGAAGGGCCCUCGGACUCUGCGGAGCCCAGGCUGCCUGGCCUGGUUCCUGACCCCGUCCUGGCUGAGCCCGAUGGCCUGACACCGCGGCUUCUGCGCCCAGGGCCUCCUCAGGGGUUCGGGGACGGCAGGGGCCUGGCCAGGGGUGGGCCAGGCGUGGGCCUGAGCUUUGGGCCGAGGGUCCCGGUGGGUGCGGCUGGCCAGCGGAGAGCCGAGGAUCUGCGGCAGCCUCGCCCCCAGAGGGCAGUCAGGCGUGGGGUCAGUGGGCCGCAGCCGUGGGGCCGGACGAGCUCACCCCCAGGCACUGCCAGCCCCGCUCCUGCGUCCUGCCCUCCGCCGUCCCCCUGGGCCGUUCCACUGUGUCCCAGCCCCAGGACAGCGGGCCUCCCCGUGGGCUGAAUGUACACGGACCACGACCUGGGUCUGGGGAGAGGCAGGAGGGCACGAUGUGAGGCCCCCCCCUCGUCAGUGCGUCCGGCCCAGGCGCCGGCGGAGGCCGACCUGUACGGCCCGUCCCAGGGCCGCCUCUCGGGGCUCCGGGCGGACGCACAGGCACCGCCUCCCCCAGAGGCUCCCGGGUCCCGCCAGCUUCUCCCCAUCACCCCCGUCUGUGCAUCUGCGGAGCCGCCAGCAGCGGGGCCCCGCCCCCGCCCUGUGUCUUGGGUCCCUGCCCCUCGUGCACUGGCCGCAGGAGCAGGCUGUGCGUGUGCGUGUGUGUGCGUGCGUGUGCAGCUGCAGUAAACGCCCUGGUUUUAUGACAGCUCACAAA